Molecule: messenger RNA, 444 nt
Organism: Fulvia fulva
Lineage: Eukaryota; Fungi; Ascomycota; Dothideomycetes; Mycosphaerellales; Mycosphaerellaceae
Exons: 1
Coding region: 1-444 (147 amino acids)
Source: RefSeq, a predicted model, not a curated record
AUGUCGUCCCCAACCGCCCCAAAGAAGUCGUCGACGUGCGCAAGUGGAAGACCAUCAACCAGCCCCUCAAGCUCCCUCUCCAAACCCUCCUCCAACACCUCCCAGAAAGACGCCUUCAGUUCAUGGCUCAACAUCCAAAACGGCAAAAUAGUCCCCAAAUCACAAUUGCAACCGCCCCCGGACCCGAAACUUAGCACCUCCUUCGACGACGACUCAGACCUCUCCGACGACGAGGAAUUCUUCGAGACCGAUGGAUGCGGCAAGGUCAAGCCGCAUAGUCAGAUGGAGGCGGCUGUGAGCUCGUUUAUUCAGAAACGGAAGGCGAGGAGCGAGUGUGAGGGGGUGAAGGAGGGAGAGGAGUGCCAGGGUUGGUGGCGACGGAGGAAGGAGGAGAAGGCUUGGCAGAGGGAGAGGAUGGGAAAGGGGGAUGGGUAUGUUUAUUGA